This is a messenger RNA of Scleropages formosus (Asian bonytongue), 2592 nucleotides long. RefSeq names its product interferon-induced very large GTPase 1-like. The record is from RefSeq and is a predicted model, not a curated record. NCBI's taxonomy places the organism in Eukaryota, Metazoa, Chordata, Actinopteri, Osteoglossiformes, Osteoglossidae. Gene Ontology annotation, molecular function: GTP binding.
AUGGGUCAGAUCUAUGAGGCAUGGGAGUCUCAGAAAGAGGGAACUGACAGAACAGGAGUGGACAUUUCUUCCCUUCCUGUACUUGCUGCAGACAUCAUGAUCUCUGGGUUUCCAAUAGAACUGAUGGAUGGUGAUGCCGCUCAUGUUCCGAUGCAGUGGAUAGAUGCUGUUUUGGGAAAAGUUGUGGAGAAAAUAGGUAACGAGAGACUCUUUGUUUUGUCUGUUCUUGGUCUUCAGAGCACUGGGAAAUCCACUAUGCUGAAUGCCAUGUUUGGCCUACAGUUUGCAGUAAGUGCAGGUAGAUGCACCCGAGGUGCUUUCAUGCAGCUGGUAAAAGUUUCAGGAGAGGCACAAAAAGAGCUGAAGACUGACUACUUUUUAGUGGUUGAUACAGAGGGACUUCGGGCUCUGGAGCUGGCAGGAAAAGCAACUGUUCACCAUGACAAUGAGUUGGCAACAUUUGUCAUUGGCCUUGGCAACAUGACCCUGAUCAACGUCUUUGGAGAAAAUCCAGCAGAAAUACAUGACACUGUGCAAAUUGCCAUUCAGGCCUUCCUCAGAAUGAAGAAGGUGAAACUGAGUCCCAGCUGCAUAUUUGUUCACCAAAAUGUGGCUGAUAUUGCAGCAGGAGAAAAAAACAUGGAGGGGAAGAAACGUUUGCAAGAGAAGUUGGAUGAGAUGACCUGCUUGGCAGCCAAGGAGGAAGAGGAGUGUGAUGUGAAGUGUUUUAAUGAUGUGAUUUCAUUUGAUGUGACAAGAGACAUCCAAUACUUUGCUCAGCUCUGGGAAGGGAAUCCACCAAUGGCCCCACCUAAUCCACGAUAUGCAGAAAAUGUCCAGGAUCUCAAGAAGAUUAUUCUUUCUGUGGCUAAACAGCAGAAAGGAAUCAGUAUCUCAGAUUUCUGUGUUUGUGUGAAGGACUUGUGGAGUGCAUUGCUCAAUGAAGACUUUGUUUUCAGCUUCAAAAAUACACUUGAAAUUGUUGCUUACAGAAAGCUUGAAGCUGAAUACGGGAAUUGGACCUGGACUCUCAGGAGUGCCAUGCAAGUCAUAGAAAAUACACUCUACAACCGCAUAGAAAAUGGUUCUCUGGAAGCCGUGGACAAAGAAUACUUACGAUCAGAAAUGAACAUUUCAUAUCAAACAGUUCAGACCAAGAUGAAUCAGUACUUCUCUAAAGACAAAGACAAAGAAAUUCUUUCACAGUGGAAAUGUAGGAUUGAAAUGAGAAUUGAGGAUCUCCACAGGGAUCUGAUAGAUGAAACUAAAAGGAAGUUUGAUGAGAUCAUUCAACAGAAAACCGCCUGUAAAGAACUGGAGGAAAACAGAACUUGUUACGAAAAAGAGUUCAAAUUGGACCUACUGUUGUAUCUGUGUGACAUGGCAAAGAAGGAAUUCACAGACCUUCACCGCCAGUUCAGGGAGGCCAACGAUCCACGUGUUUUCCUGGAGAAGAAGGAAACCGAGUAUUACAGCAUCUUCAAGAUUCACUGCAAAGAUACAACUUCAGCUGUUGCAGUGGCUGAUAUUCUGUGUAUGAAGCUCAAACCCCGUAUUCUGCAGGCUGUUUAUAACCAAUCCGCUGUUGAUGUGGCCGAUACAAUUAGAAGAAAUUCUGAAGCAUUCAGAGGGAACAAGUCUAAUCUGGAGAAACAUUUCUUGAAGUCUCUGGCAAAAUCAAAGAAAUUUGAGGACUUCAUAAAAUAUGUACAUGACCCACGAAAAUACUUUGAAAAUUUCAUAACUGAACAUGUAAAAAAUCAGUUGGGUACAAAUCAAAGUUUUCUCCAAAUUUUUAAAAACAAUCUGAAGGCAAAACUGGCCUGUGUUACUGAUGCAGUGGAAGCCGCUACAGAACAAGUAAAAAACCGAAAGGAAGACAGUGAUGAAAGUCAGGAGGACAGUGCUGACACCAGUCAGGAAGAGGCCAACGUGUGGCUGGACAGUUUUUGUAAAAAGCUUGCAGACAAGCUGGAAUUUUCCAUGAAGGUUCUUAAAGGGAUCAAUUUAGGUGAGAUCUUUAACUUUGACAACCUUAAAGAGACAAUGAAGAGAGCACUGGAUGGACUCACUGAAGACUUAAACCCAGAGUUCAGCAGCCUGUCCUCAAUACAAAUGGAGCUUUUUCGGGAAACACCUGCAGAGAUCUUGAUAAAGCAGCUGUGCGACUGCUGCUGGGUUCGUUGCCCUUUUUGUGCCGCCAUCUGCUCCCGCACCAUAAGAAAUCACGAUGGAGACCACAGUGUCUCUUUUCAUCGACCCACUGCAGUAAGUGGUUUUCAUUACAGAAACACUGAUGUUUUCUCAAUUAUUAUUUGUACUACUGCAGUUUCAAGUUCCGAAUCAUUUUAUCCAGAUUCAUCUGAUCGUUUAGUCAAGUAUAAAAAGUACAGAGAAGCUGGUGAGAGGUUUGCCUGUUGGAGCAUCACUCCGGACACCUCAGAAUUACCCUACUGGAAAUGGUUGGUGUGUCAGUUCAAAAACGAACUGGAGAGUCACUACAAAUAUAAAUUCAAAAAACGUGGUGAAAUCCCUGCAGCUUGGAAAGAACUGACUGAAGAAGAUGCUCUUGGGAGUUUAGAGAAAAUCUGA